AUGGGACAUGCCCCCUCGUAUAAAACCAUACAGAGAUGAUUUGAUCGUUUCGGAAAUAGCGACUUUUCGUUGAUUGAAAAGGAAUGCUCAAGACCACAUGAGUUGGAUUUGAAUGCACUAUAAGCCAGUGUUGCAUCGGAUCCGCUUAAAACUACCCGUGAGCUUGCAAGCAUGCUUGGUGUCUCUCAUAGCUUCAUAUCAGAUGGCUUGAAAUUGCUCGGCAUGAGUAAAGUUCUUGUUUGAUUCGUACCUCAUUAUUUGACCAGUUCCAGCCUUGGCCGCCGAGUUGAAAUUUCAUAUAAUCUCCUCCGCAGUGACCGUUGGUUGGGCUGGCUUAUUACUAGAAACGGGAAGUGGGUGUUGUGCGCUAACCACCACAGGCAAGCCCAAUGGAUUGAAGAAUGACAAACCCCACAGGAUAUUCCGAAAUUCAGCCUUCACCCAAAAAAAAAAGUAUGCUCUCUUUUUGAAUUGAAAACAGCAGUCAAUCGUUCAGCCUUACAGGAGGAGAAAGUAUAUUUCCAACAUUAUAACGCUCAACCACAUGUUGCAAAACAAGUGGUGCAGGAACUGACAGAAUAUGGAUAAGUGAUUUUCCCUCAACCACCGAAUUCUCCUGACAUUGCUCUAAGUGAUUAUUGGCUUUUCUCCGAUCUGGCUCUUGCCCUUCAAGGUAGAGCUUCCAUACCAAGAGAAAAUUUCAAAACGGAGAUCAAGCAAUAGUCCCUGUCUGUUGGAUUCUACAGGCAGGGGAUCCACAAGUUACCUCAACGUUGGUAGGACAUUGUUGAUCAUGAUGGGGCGUAUAACUGA
Messenger RNA from Caenorhabditis elegans, 813 nucleotides. The record is from the annotation of a RefSeq genome assembly. Lineage: Eukaryota; Metazoa; Nematoda; Chromadorea; Rhabditida; Rhabditidae.